Fusarium coffeatum is the source of this 1119-nucleotide messenger RNA. RefSeq lists its product as uncharacterized. Lineage: Eukaryota; Fungi; Ascomycota; Sordariomycetes; Hypocreales; Nectriaceae. Gene Ontology annotation, biological process: C-terminal protein methylation. The record is from RefSeq and is a predicted model, not a curated record. The transcript is spliced from 2 exons. Gene Ontology annotation, molecular function: protein C-terminal leucine carboxyl O-methyltransferase activity. The coding region runs from base 1 to 1119 and encodes 372 amino acids.
AUGUCCGCAUCAGACAUUCCAAACCUUCUCAGUUCUCUCCGCAGCGCCCGUGGAGGUCGCGGUCGCGGAAGAGGUAGAGGUGGCCAUGCUUCCUCUUCAGCUACCCACGACUCCACCAUUCAGGGCACUGAUACUGAUGCUUCUGUGUCGAGACUGAGUGCUGUUGAUCUUGGAUAUCUGGAUGACCCUUUUGCUCAGUACUUUGUUCAGAGUUCUGAUGGACCUGCUGCUAGACGGCUUCCUAUUAUCAACCGAGGAACAUAUACGAGAACAAUUUCUCUAAAUACUCUCAUUGAGUCAUUCUUAAAUGCAGAUGGAGACUCUGUACCGAAACAAAUUGUCUCGUUAGGUGCUGGUACUGAUACACGACCUUUUCGACUAUUCGCUUCAAAGGCCCGUCCUGGCUUGGUCUAUCAUGAGCUUGAUUUCGAAGUCGUUACUUCCAAGAAGCUAAGGACUGUUCAAGCUGUGCCUACGUUGCGAAACAUCUUGACAAAUGUCACACAACUAACGGAGCACUCCUGGUCAAGUAGGCCUUCAACGGGUGGUGAAUACUACUGCCAUGGCCAAGACCUGCGCAACUUUUCUCAAACGAAAGCAUCGAACGAGGAAGAUGAUGCUCAGUCAACAACACAAGAACGACCAGAGGUCACUCUCCCUGGUCUUCGCACCGAUAUCCCCACACUGCUCCUCUCAGAAUGCUGUCUCUGCUAUCUCAACGCCAGCGAAGCUUCAGACGUACUCAACUUCUUCACAACCCGCAUCCCCAAUCUCGCAACCAUAAUCUACGAGCCCAUCCGCCCAGACGACGCCUUCGGUAAAAUGAUGGUAUCGAAUCUCGCAGCGCGACGCAUCCAGAUGCCCACCCUCAAAAUGUACCCUACACCAGAAGACCAGCGAGCGCGGAUGAGCAAAGCUGGUUUCGAGACGGUGCAUCAUAUGACGAUUGAGGAUAUCUGGCAGAAUUGGGUUUCGCCCGAGGAGAAGCAGCGAGUGGAUUCGUUGGAGGGGUUGGAUGAGGUUGAGGAGUGGAAGUUGUUGGCGGCGCAUUAUAUCGUUGUUUGGGCUUCAAGGGGGAAUGGGUUUGGAAGCUGGGGAGGUAUUGGAGGAGGAGCGUAA